AUGGCACUUCGUUCAACACAAGGCGAGAACAUGCACGGUGCUGAUUUGGACGAAGCCGCUCGCCUUAAACAGUACAAAAAUGUUGCUAGACAUGAAGAUAUGCGUCGUCGUCGUAAUGAGUCUAGCGUAGAGAUUCGUAAGCAAAAGGGUGCAGAUCUGAUGAUGAAACGUCGAAAUCAG
Messenger RNA from Cylicostephanus goldi, 180 nucleotides. The record is from the annotation of a GenBank genome assembly. NCBI's taxonomy places the organism in Eukaryota, Metazoa, Nematoda, Chromadorea, Rhabditida, Strongylidae.